ACUACAACCUGGAACAGCUGAAACUAAAGUGUCACUUUACUUUUCUAGAUUUGAGCAUUUCAGUGGCAAAACCUAAAGGAAAGGAAGCGGUGAAGGAAGGCGACUCAGUGAAUAUGACCUGCGUAAACAGCUGUGAUGGUGGUAACAUUUCAUCUGUGUUCACUUGGUUUAAAGAUGGAGAAUCCAUAAAUGAAGGACCAGUGCUAUAUUUGACAAAUAUUUCCUCCACAAACUCUGGAAACUAUAUGUGUUCUCUCAAAGUACACAGAGGAGCAACUUCAAGAGUCAUACAUAUUGAUGUUGAGGGUGGCCCAAAGAACACAUCAGUGUUCAUCAGACCAUCAGUGGAGGGAGAUGACAGCAGCAACCUCAUCUUGACAUGCAGCAGUCAUGCAAAUCCCCCGGUGGAGAAUUAUACCUGGUUUAAAAUAGUUGGAGAUGAUGUUCUGGAUGUUGGACAUCAGCCUGUGCUGUUCCCUGGUGAUGGUGGCUGUUAUUUCUGCUGUGCCACCAACAAACAUGGAAGCCAAAACUCCUCUGCUGUUAUUUUAAAUAUUAAACCAUAUUGGGCAACACUUCCCAGAGCCAUACUUGUAAUUGCUGCUGUUGCUGUGCUUCUGAUUGCAACCACUGUUAUUGCUGCUAGAAGAUGCAGCAAAAAGAGAAUGAGGACACCAAAGGGAGAUUGUGAGGAAGACAUAAAGAAUACAGACUAUGUCAAUUGGCUCGAAUGUGACCAGUCACAAGACACUGACCACUGUGAGAGGGUUCCAGCUGAAAUCAUUUACACAACUGUUUACUACCACAACAGAGAAUCAAACAUGGAGGAGCAGGACUCCCAGAAAGAAGUUGUGAUUUACAGCACAGUGUGCAGGGAGCAACAGUUGAACCCUUCAUGUAUUGAACCUUCUUAAUUUGACAAACACAGGUUUGCAGUAAAAUGUGUGCAAAUACUUUUGUAUAUUUUCUUUUCUGUUUUACAGAUCUGCAAUAUGUGCAUUUUCUCCUAAACACGACUGUUAGUAGCUUGUAAUACUUGACACAGUGAUAAGUCAAGAUUAA
Messenger RNA from Acanthochromis polyacanthus (spiny chromis), 1062 nucleotides. Its product is annotated as B-cell receptor CD22-like. Bases 114 to 914 code for a protein of 266 amino acids. The transcript has 7 exons. Lineage: Eukaryota; Metazoa; Chordata; Actinopteri; Pomacentridae. The record is from RefSeq and is a predicted model, not a curated record.